AUGGCACAGGCACGGCUGGUACCACCAGGACCUGACAGCUUCCGCUAUUUUACUAGAGAAUCUCUUGCAGCUAUUGAAAAACGCUGUGCAGAGGAGAAAGUUAAAAAGCCCAAACAAGAUCAUUCAGAUGCUGAUGAUGAAAAUGGGCCAAAGCCAAAUAGUGAUUUGGAAGCAGGAAAAACUCUUCCAUUUAUAUAUGGAGACAUUCCUCCAGGAAUGGUGUCCGAACCUUUGGAGGACCUCGACCCAUAUUAUAGCAAUAAAAAAACCUUCAUAGUAUUGAAUAGAGGGAAGGCAAUUUUUCGAUUCAGUGCCACAUCUGCCUUGUACAUUUUAACCCCUUUCAAUCCUGUCAGAAAAAUUGCUAUUAAAAUUUUGGUACAUUCAUUAUUCAGCAUGCUUAUUAUGUGCACUAUUUUGACCAACUGUGUAUUUAUGACCAUGAGUAACCCUCCGGAAUGGACAAAGAAUGUAGAGUACACUUUCACUGGAAUUUAUACCUUUGAAUCACUUAUAAAAAUUCUUGCAAGGGGCUUCUGUUUGGAAGGUUUCACUUUUCUUCGAGACCCAUGGAACUGGCUUGAUUUCAGUGUCAUUUUGAUGGCGUAUGUAACAGAAUUUGUAAACCUAGGCAAUGUUUCAGCUCUUCGAACUUUCAGAGUAUUGAGAGCUUUGAAAACUAUUUCUGUAAUCCCAGGCCUGAAGACCAUUGUGGGGGCCCUCAUUCAGUCUGUGAAGAAGCUCUCAGACGUCAUGAUCCUGACGGUGUUUUGUCUGAGUGUGUUUGCCCUCAUAGGGCUCCAGCUUUUCAUGGGGAACCUGAGGCAUAAGUGCCUCAUUUGGCCACCAGACAAUUCUACUUUUGAGAUAAACAUAACCUCCUACUUCAACAGCGCACUGGGAGCAAAUGGUACCUUUGUUAACACUACAGUGAGCAACUUUGACUGGGAAGAGUACAUUGAUAAUGAAAAUCAUUUUUAUACUUUGGAAGGACAAAGAGAUCCCCUUCUUUGUGGUAACAGCUCAGAUGCUGGGCAAUGUCCAGAAGGAUAUGUGUGUGUAAAAGCAGGUCGAAACCCCAACUAUGGCUACACAAGCUUUGAUACCUUCAGCUGGGCCUUCUUGUCACUCUUUCGGCUGAUGACUCAGGACUACUGGGAAAAUCUUUACCAACUGACACUCCGUGCAGCUGGCAAAACCUACAUGAUCUUUUUUGUUCUGGUGAUUUUCCUGGGCUCCUUCUACCUGAUCAACCUGAUCCUGGCUGUGGUUGCCAUGGCCUAUGAAGAGCAGAACCAGGCCACCCUGGAAGAAGCGGAGCAGAAGGAGGCAGAGUUUCAGCAGAUGCUGGAGCAGCUGAAGAAGCAACAAGAAGAAGCUCAGACAACAGCAGCUGUGGCAGCAGCAUCGGUUGCAUCAAGAGAUUUCAGCGGUGUGGGAGGAUUGGGGGAGCUCUUGGAAAGUUCUUCAGAGGCUUCUAAAUUAAGCUCAAAGAGUGCUAAAGAAAGAAGAAAUAAGCGGAAAAAAAGACGACAAAAGGAGCUUUUGGAAACAGAAGAUAGAGGGGAAGUGGAAAAAUUUCCUAAAUCUGAGUCAGAAGACAGCAUCAGGAGAGGAGGUCGUUUGUCUUAUGAAAAGAGGACUUCUACUCACCAGUCUUUGCUGAGCCUUCGUGGCUCCUUGUUUUCCCCAAGACGCAACAGCAGAACAAGUAUUUUCAGCUUCAGAGGCAGAGCAAAAGAUAUAGGAUCAGAAAAUGACUUUGCUGAUGAUGAACACAGCACUCUUGAGGACAAUGAGAGCAGAAGAGAUUCUCUCUUUGUUCCUAAUAAACACAAUGGUGAACGCCGCAACAGUAACAGCAGCCAAGCAAGUCUGUCAUCAAAGAUGGUUCCAGCACUUCCAGCAAAUGGGAAGAUGCAUAGCACUGUGGAUUGCAAUGGUGUUGUUUCGUUAAUGGGAGGACCUCCAGCACUGCCUUCACCUACUGGACAACUUAUGCCAGAGGUGGUACAUUAUCUCUUCCAUUCUACCACAGCUGAUGAAAAUGGUACCACUACUGAAACGGAAAUAAGAAAAAGAAGAUUAAGUUCUUACCAAAUUUCUAUGGAACUGAUGGAAGAAUCUGCAGCAAGACAGAGAGCCAUGAGCAUAGCCAGCAUACUCACAAAUACUAUGGAAGAACUUGAAGAAUCCAGACAGAAAUGCCCACCAUGCUGGUAUAGAUUUGCAAAUGUUUUCUUAAUUUGGGAUUGCUGGAGUCCCUGGUUGAAAGUGAAACACAUUGUGAACUUGAUAGUGAUGGAUCCCUUUGUUGAUCUUGCUAUUACUAUCUGCAUUGUAUUGAAUACACUAUUUAUGGCCAUGGAGCAUUAUCCAAUGACUCCCUAUUUCAACCAUGUGCUUUUGGUAGGAAACUUGGUCUUCACUGGGAUCUUCACUGCAGAAAUGGUCCUCAAGAUAAUAGCCAUGGAUCCUUAUUAUUAUUUUCAGGAAGGAUGGAAUAUUUUUGAUGGCAUCAUUGUCAGCCUGAGUUUGAUGGAGCUGGGUCUUGCCAAUGUGGAAGGCCUGUCAGUCCUGAGAUCCUUCAGACUGUUGCGAGUUUUCAAACUGGCUAAAUCCUGGCCAACACUAAAUAUGCUGAUCAAAAUUAUUGGCAACUCUGUGGGAGCUUUAGGAAAUCUGACCUUGGUCCUGGCCAUCAUUGUCUUCAUUUUUGCUGUAGUUGGCAUGCAGCUGUUUGGUAAAAGCUACAAGGAAUGUGUGUGCAAGAUUGCAGAAGACUGUGACCUUCCACGCUGGCACAUGAACGACUUUUUCCACUCCUUCUUGAUCGUGUUCCGAGUUCUUUGUGGAGAAUGGAUAGAAACCAUGUGGGACUGUAUGGAGGUUGCAGGCCAAACCAUGUGCCUUAUUGUUUUCAUGUUGGUCAUGGUAAUUGGAAACCUUGUGGUAUUGAAUUUGUUUCUAGCUUUGCUGCUGAGCUCCUUCAGUUCAGAUAACCUUGCUGCUACAGAUGAUGAUAAUGAAAUGAACAAUCUGCAGAUCGCGGUGGCAAGAAUUCAGAAGGGAAUAGAUUUUGUUAAGAAAAAAUUGAGAGAAGUUGUCCAAAAGAGCUUUGGUAGAAGGCACAAAGCUGUGGAGGAUGUCAAAGCACUUGAAGAACUGAACAACAAGAAAGAUGCCUACAUUUCCAACCAUACUAUGGUUGAAAUAAGUAGAGAUGUUAAUUAUCUGAGAGAUGGGAAUGGAACCACAAGUGGUGUAGGCACAGGCAGCAGUGUGGAAAAAUACGUUAUUGAUGAAAAUGAUUACAUGUCAUUUAUAAAUAAUCCAGGCCUUACUGUGACUGUUCCAAUCGCAGUUGGAGAAUCAGAUUUUGAAAAUAUAAACACUGAAGAGUUUAGCAGUGAAUCUGACCUCGAAGAAAGCAAAGAGAAGCUUAAUGCAACCAGUUCAUCAGAAGGCAGCACAGUUGACAUUGCCCCACCUGGAGAGGGUGAACAGGCAGAGAUUGAACCUGAGGAGGCCCUUGAACCUGAAGCCUGUUUUACAGAAGGCUGCGUCAAGAAAUUCCCAUGUUGUCAAGUGAGUAUAGAAGAUGGCAAAGGAAAAAUCUGGUGGAAUUUUAGGAAGACCUGCUACAGCAUAGUUGAACACAAUUGGUUUGAGUCGUUCAUUGUGUUUAUGAUUCUCCUCAGCAGUGGUGCCCUGGCCUUUGAAGACAUAUAUAUAGAGCAGCGCAAGGCUAUCAAGACCAUGCUGGAAUAUGCUGACAAGGUCUUCACGUACAUCUUCAUUCUGGAAAUGCUUCUGAAGUGGGUGGCUUAUGGCUUUCAGAUGUAUUUCACCAACGCCUGGUGCUGGCUGGAUUUCCUUAUUGUCGAUGUUUCAUUAGUCAGUUUAAUAGCCAAUGCCCUGGGCUACUCUGAACUUGGCGCCAUUAAAUCUCUGCGAACACUGAGAGCUUUGAGGCCUCUGAGAGCCCUGUCACGAUUUGAAGGCAUGAGGGUGGUUGUUAAUGCUCUCAUAGGCGCAAUCCCCUCCAUCAUGAAUGUCCUUCUAGUUUGUCUAAUAUUCUGGCUGAUCUUCAGCAUCAUGGGCGUAAACUUGUUUGCUGGCAAGUUCUACCACUGUGUUAACACCACAACAGGUGAAAUGUUUAAUAUCAGCGAGGUUGAGAAUAAAACUCAGUGUGAUAUGCUCAUUAGCAACAAUCAGCCUGCCCGAUGGAAAAAUGUGAAAGUGAACUUUGACAAUGUUGGAGCGGGCUAUCUUGCUCUACUUCAAGUUGCUACUUUUAAAGGAUGGAUGGAUAUUAUGUAUGCAGCUGUUGAUUCAAGGGAUGUAGAAGAUCAGCCCUAUUAUGAGGACAAUCUGUACAUGUAUCUUUAUUUUGUUAUCUUUAUCAUCUUUGGAUCAUUUUUUACCUUAAAUCUUUUCAUUGGUGUCAUCAUAGAUAACUUCAAUCAGCAAAAAAAGAAGUUUGGAGGACAGGAUAUCUUUAUGACAGAGGAACAGAAGAAAUAUUAUAAUGCAAUGAAAAAAUUAGGUUCAAAAAAGCCACAAAAACCAAUACCUAGACCAGGGAAUAAAUUCCAAGGUGUUGUCUUUGACUUUGUAACAAAACAGGCCUUUGACAUCAGCAUCAUGAUUCUUAUCUGCCUUAACAUGGUCACUAUGAUGGUGGAAACAGAUGACCAAACGAAAGAAAUGGAAACUAUUUUAUCUAGGAUUAAUCUAGUGUUCAUUGUUCUUUUUACCGGGGAAUGUGUACUCAAACUGAUUUCACUCCGGCAUUAUUACUUCACCAUUGGCUGGAACAUUUUUGAUUUUGUAGUUGUCAUUCUCUCCAUUGUAGGUAUGUUCCUAGCGGAGAUCAUUGAAAAAUACUUUGUGUCACCCACCUUGUUCCGAGUGAUCCGACUUGCCAGGAUAGGUCGCGUCCUGCGUCUCAUCAAGGGCGCAAAAGGGAUCCGCACGCUGCUUUUUGCCUUGAUGAUGUCUCUCCCGGCCUUGUUUAACAUUGGCCUCCUCCUCUUCCUGGUCAUGUUCAUCUACGCCAUAUUCGGGAUGUCCAACUUUGCCUACGUGAAGAGAGAGGCUGGGAUUGACGACUUGUUCAACUUCGAAACGUUUGGCAACAGCAUGCUCUGCCUCUUUCAGAUCACCACCUCUGCGGGCUGGGACGGCUUGCUGGCGCCCAUUCUCAACAGUGGCCCACCAGACUGUGACCCUGAAGUAGACCACCCGGGAAGCUCCGUCAAAGGAGACUGCGGCAGUCCUUCGGUUGGGAUCUUCUUCUUCGUCAGCUACAUCAUCAUAUCGUUCUUGGUUGUUGUAAACAUGUAUAUCGCUGUCAUUCUGGAGAACUUCAGUGUCGCUACUGAAGAAAGUGCUGAGCCUUUGAGCGAGGAUGACUUUGAAAUGUUCUAUGAGGUCUGGGAAAAGUUUGACCCAGAUGCAUCGCAGUUCAUCGAAUAUAGUAAGCUGUCUGAUUUUGCCGCUUCCCUGGAUCCUCCUCUCCUAAUACCAAAACCAAACCAUGUUCAGCUAAUUGCAAUGGAUUUGCCCAUGGUAAGUGGUGACAGAAUUCACUGCCUUGACAUCUUGUUUGCCUUUACGAAGCGUGUUUUGGGAGAAAGCGAAGAAAUGGACUUACUCCGAGUACAAAUGGAAGAUCGAUUCAUGCAAGCCAAUCCUUCCAAAGUUUCAUAUGAACCAAUUACAACCACACUAAAACGAAAGCAAGAGGAGGUAUCUGCUACCAUAAUUCAGCGGGCUUUCAGGCGUUUCCUCUUAAAACAAAAAGUUAAAAAAGUGACCUCUACAUAUAAUAAAGAUAAAUGCAAAGAUGGGGAAGUCUUGCCCAUCAAAAACAUAAUCACUGAUAAGUUUAAUGGGAACUCCACGCCAGAGAAAACAGAUGAGAGCUCUUCCACCACCUCCCCACCUUCCUAUGAUAGUGUUACAAAGCCAGGCAAAGAAAAAUACGAAAAGGGCAAAACAGACAGAGACUACAAAGGUAAAGAUGUCAGGGUUAGCAAAAAGUGA
Messenger RNA from Varanus komodoensis (Komodo dragon), 6054 nucleotides. RefSeq names its product sodium channel protein type 2 subunit alpha-like. The record is from RefSeq and is a predicted model, not a curated record. NCBI's taxonomy places the organism in Eukaryota, Metazoa, Chordata, Lepidosauria, Squamata, Varanidae. Gene Ontology annotation, biological process: sodium ion transmembrane transport; neuronal action potential; membrane depolarization during action potential. Gene Ontology annotation, cellular component: voltage-gated sodium channel complex; plasma membrane; axon. The coding region runs from base 1 to 6054 and encodes 2017 amino acids. Gene Ontology annotation, molecular function: protein binding; voltage-gated sodium channel activity. The transcript has 27 exons.